Messenger RNA from Cladocopium goreaui, 648 nucleotides. Lineage: Eukaryota; Dinophyceae; Suessiales; Symbiodiniaceae. The record is from the annotation of a GenBank genome assembly.
AUGCCCUCCUUGCCACCUUGGCCAGCUUGGGAGACUCCGGAGAUUGGAGCCUCGCCCUUUCAGACAGCACAGUCUGGCAAGGGCUCGACUAUGCAGGAAAUGGCAGUACAUCUGCGCCAGGCGUACAAAGAGAAAGAAACGCCAUCGGAUGUUCAGGCAUUUCUGGACAAAGCAGAGAAGGAGUACAGCCGCAACAACAUCAAAUCGCUGCAUGCUGCGACAAAAAACCUGGAUCAUGCCCAAAAAGCAUUGAGAGAUGCAGUCAAUGCGAAAAAGGAGCAUCGGCUACAAUGGACAAAGCAUGUAAGCGAAGGAAUCAAGGUUUUGGAGGCGCAGCUCGAGAGCUAUCGCGUCCACCAAGCCACACUAUCAGAACAUGCAAGUCGAGCUCGAGAAGAGAUAGAAACAUCUCGGCGGAUUCUCAAAGAGGACGCAAGCAACGAGAAUGUGGUGGACUCCGAGGAACAGAAGUUGAGAGACCAACUCCAAGAGGUUCUGAAUGCUUGUGCAGGACCACUCGGUCUCCAAACAACAGCAGCCGAAACUCAAAUCCAAGAGGUUUCGGACGAAGACAAGGAAGCACCACCUCACAACAAGAGGCCAAGAUCUGUGGAGCCAGCAAAGCCUGUCUCCAAUGCGAGACAGUGA